CAAAUUUUUAUUUAAGUUCAGUUUAAAAAUUCCUGAUCACAUUUCCUUAAAAACAGACUCUACAAGAGAUAUUAACUGUGAUUACAAACACAAGUUACUAAUUGUGCAUAUGUCAAAUGAAUACCGUUUGCAAUUAGCAGUAAACUAGGAAGUGCAUUUAACAAAAUUGGUCUCCGUCUAUCUAAGAAAAUUGGAGAAGUUAAAGUUCGAAACAAUAACAAGAUGAGUAAAUUUCUUAAAUUUGUUGUAUUGCCUUACUUUACCGAAGAAAUGAUAUUUAAAGCCUUCAUGCAAUAUCGUGAAAGACCCAUAAGUGUGCACUUGGUGGAUGUGAAGGCUGAAGACGUGUUAUACUUAAUUGAAUUUCCGAAUAAAAUUGAGGCCGAACGAGUUUUCAAAAAAUUGAAUAAGAACAUAAUUAAGGGUAUUAUUCCUGCACAUUACUUCACAUUUGAAAAAGAUGAAAAAGAAUCGGAAAUAACAUCUAAUAUUCCUACUGACAUAAGAGAGAGCGAGAUUGUGGAAGUCAGAAAUGCGGAAAUCACAAAUACUACAGAAGCUGAUGGCGAAAAUUCACUCAAACCAAUUACUGCGACUUCCAUAAUGCCACAAAGAAUUGUGAAGAAUACCACCAAUUAUUUAAACUAUGGCACUAAUGAACGCGAAAAACAUGAGAUCUUUGUACACGUGGGACGUUCGGUUACGCAGAUCGAGUUACAUGCAGUUUUCGCAAAGAUGUUUCGCAGUACAAUCUCGGCUCGUGUCAUUUGUGAUAGGUUUCGCCGUAGCAAACGUUAUGGUUUUGUCGAGUUUGCCAGCGAAAUCGAUCAACAAGAAGCACUUAAAAUAAAAGAUGGACAUAUUCGAAUUCGAGGCGGUAGUAUAAAUAUACGCGAUGCUCAUCCAAAAAAAUAUAAGCAAGAUUGGAGCACAUAUAAAGCUCGAAAUGGCAAAGUGUUGAAAACCAACACUGUAAACAUAGUACACAGAACUAAUAACUUAUCACCAUUCGGUACCGUUUUGAGAAAGUCUCUUAAAUGCGCUGAUCACAGUAAUCAAUUAACAAAUUAUUUGACUACCGAAGCUGUUCAUAAGAAUAAAAUGUUUAAACAAAUAAAGAAAUUCGGUGAGGAAAUGGAAAUAUUCGAUGAAGAGCCCACAACAUCCUCAAAAGCAUCAUAUGAACCCAAAGUAACUUCUGUACUCUUCUUUAAGGGAUUUACGGAACGUAGUGAGGAAACACUGCAAUUUACAAAAUCCAUUAAUGUGAACAUGAAAUCAUCAUCCAAUGAGCAUUUAAUUCAAACCUCUAAACUGAAUAUAGAUUGGCGUACCACCAAAAGUGUAGCGAAUGUAAAUGAAUUGUCAAAUAUAAGCUUUGAUGAGAAAGUUAAACCCAAAAACACGAACAGUCAGUUAGUUGAUCAUGUCAAUGAUGGAAAUAGUCGUAAGUUGGAAGUACAACCGAUAAUAUGUCAAUCCAAUGAAGUUCACAGUGAUGUUCAAUUAUUUACACAAAGCAAUUCCGAUCUUGAGAAAGUAACUACUGACAAGACUGAAAAAAUUAAAAUUACUGUCGAUGAAACAAUUCAACAUUUGGCAACUGUGGACCAUAAUACCAAAUAUCAACAUCAUAAUUCGAUAGAUCCACUUAUAGUUAAAGAGGGUAAUGAAGAAGGCAUUCCAAAUAACAUUGAUGAAACGAAUAAAAUAGACAAAGAUCCAACUGUAGCCUCUGUUUAUUGUAUUCAACUACAAAAUCAAAGAAAAAUUAGUGAUCCAGAAGGAGUCCAUCAUUUUGUUACUGUAGUCAUGGUUGGCAUAAUUAUAAUCAUCGUCUUUAUUAUGUUAAUAGGUUUGGAAAUGUUAAUCUAAAUUUUAAGUCAUUUUUUCAAAACUAAAUGAUAUACUUGGACCCUAAAUUUACUUAUUGGGUUUUUGCGAUCAAUUUUUUAAAAUUUAAUCCAAAUUCAAUGCAUCAUAUGUU
Molecule: messenger RNA, 1987 nt
Organism: Teleopsis dalmanni
Lineage: Eukaryota; Metazoa; Arthropoda; Insecta; Diptera; Diopsidae
Exons: 3
Coding region: 223-1875 (550 amino acids)
Molecular function (GO): RNA binding
Source: RefSeq, a predicted model, not a curated record